Molecule: messenger RNA, 4046 nt
Organism: Zeugodacus cucurbitae (melon fly)
Lineage: Eukaryota; Metazoa; Arthropoda; Insecta; Diptera; Tephritidae
Exons: 7
Coding region: 121-3897 (1258 amino acids)
Molecular function (GO): 2 iron, 2 sulfur cluster binding; iron ion binding; oxidoreductase activity
Source: RefSeq, a predicted model, not a curated record
UUAAACAGGUACCCCUUUUCAAAAAACUAGUUGCGUGUAAUGCUUCAAGCAGUUCGGAAUUGAGAGUCACAUAAAAUUGAGUAUUGAACAAAUUUGUUGAAAUAUUUAAGCAUAAAAAGGAUGACAACUGCAUUUAUUAUUAACGGUUGUAAAUACAACGUAAAUCUUACAAAUUUUCCACCAGAUAUCACCCUUAAUACGUUUAUACGAGAACAUGUACAGUUAACGGCUACCAAAAACAUGUGUUUAGAAGGCGGAUGUGGCGUUUGUGUGUGUGUCGUUAAAGGUAAACAAUCCGUCAACGGCGAAACCUGUACAUGGGCUGUUAACUCAUGUUUGACUUUGUUAAACACAUGCAUGGAUUGGGAGAUUACAACAGCUGAGGGUAUUGGCAACAAAAAUAUUGGCUAUCAUCCAAUCCAAAAACGUUUAGCCAAGAUGAAUGGCACUCAAUGUGGCUUUUGUUCUCCUGGUUUUGUUAUGAACAUGUACGGUCUUCUUGAAUCAAAAAAAGGAAAUGUUACAAUGAUGGAGGUGGAAAAUUCCUUUGGUGGCAACAUUUGUCGAUGCACUGGAUACCGACCGAUAUUGGACGCUAUGAAAUCAUUCGCCGUUGAUAGUACUAUACAGGUUCCGAAAGAAUGUAUAGAUAUCGAAGAUUUCGUGCUUACCGAUUGUCCCAAAUUCGAUUCGCAUAUUAAGUUGGCCCGUCAAAAGCUUUCACAUUACUUGACAUAUCCCGACGGUACACAAUGGUAUUGGCCACGUUCACUUUCUGAACUAUUUGAAGUACUAUCUAAAAUACACAAUGAAAAAUUCAUGCUUGUCGGAGGAAAUACAGCCCAUGGUGUCUAUAGGCGUCCAUUAGAUCUAAGACACUUUUUCGAUAUUCACGCGGUGCCUGAGUUAAAGCAACACUCCAUAACUAAUGACAAAUUGACACUGGGUGCAAAUAUAAGUUUAACUGAAGCCAUGGAAAUUUUUCAACGAGCUGCCCUGAAUCCUGGUUUCGAAUAUUGCCAACAAUUGAGAGAACAUUUUGAUCUUAUCGCAAAUCUGCCAGUUCGUAAUACUGGCACACUUGCUGGCAAUAUCAAUUUAAAAAAAUGCCACCCAGAAUUUCCUUCAGAUGUAUUCAUAACAUUCGAAGCUCUAGAUGUCCAAGUUAUUGUUGCAGACGACGUGUCUACAUGGAAAACCAUACCACUUAAAGAAUAUCUAGCUCUGUCCAACGAAAAAAUUAUUAUUAUUGCAUUCGAAUUAAAAGCCUAUCCAAAAGACCAAUUUUUUUUCAACUCUUACAAAAUAAUGCCAAGGGCUCAAAAUUCGCACGCCUAUGUGAACGCAGCAUUUUUGUUACAUAUGCUAGAAGGAAAAGUAAUAUUUGCUCGUAUUUGUUUUGGUGGUAUAAGACCCGAUUUCGUACAUGCCAAUGAAAUAGAAUCGGCCUUAGUUGGUCAGAAUUUAUUUGAAAAUGACACUAUUUCGAAUAUCUUCCAAAACCUCAUUAGCCACCUACAACCCAAUGCUAUUCUUCCUGACGCUUCUCCAGAAUAUCGAAAUAAUCUUGCCGCUGGUUUACUUUACAAAAGCUUCCUGAAAAUUGCACCUGAAGACAAAGUGAAGGACGCAUACAAAAGUGGUGGCGACUUACUUCUACGACCCCUUUCAUCCGGAACUCAAUCUUUUGAAACUAUAGAAAAAUAUUAUCCAGUCACUGAAGCUGUGCAAAAACUUGAAGCCAUGAUACAAUGUUCCGGUGAAGCAACGUACAUGAAUGACGUACUAACUUCUUCAAACUCUGUUUUUUGUGCCUUUGCUAUUGCAACAAAAGUUGGCGCAAAUAUCGAAAAGAUUGAUGCUUCUGAAGCUUUGCAAACGCCAGGUGUGAUAGCUUUUUAUACAGCAAAAGAUAUUCCGGGAACUAAUUCAUCAUGCGACCCAUUGUUCGGCUAUGAAUUUGAAGAGAUUUUUUGUACAGAUAUUGUUAAAUAUUAUGGCCAACCUAUAGGCGUAUUGGUUGCACAAACAAAUGAUAUUGCGAACCGUAUUGCCUCCAAAGUAAAAGUGACAUAUUCAAGCAGUAUACAUAAUAUUUUAACAUCAACUAAGGAAGUGUUUGAAGCACAUGAAAUGAAACGUAUUAAUAUGAUAAAAACUUCGAAGUUCGAUGAAAUAAAAUUUUCACAGGAACCAGAUAUUAAUGCUAAAGGUCUUUUUGAAAUGGGUGGACAAUAUCAUUUUACAAUGGAACCCCAAACUACUGUCGUUGUUCCUUUCGAAGAAGCAUUUCAAGUUUGGGCAGCAACGCAGUGGAUGGAUCAUACUCAAAGUGUAAUUGCAAAAAUGUUGAAACUUAAAGUAAACAAUGUACAAUUGAAGGUUCGUCGCCUCGGUGGUGGAUUUGGAAGUAAAAUUUCUCGUGGAAACCAGGUUGUCUGUGCUGCAUCCUUGGUGGCAUACAAACUAAAUCGACCAUCUCGCUUCGUGCAAACCAUCGAGUCGAUGAUGACCUCAAACGGAAAACGAUGGGGUUGUCGUAGUGAUUAUGAUUUUCACAUAAAAGCUAAUGGAAAAAUUGUAGGACUUAAAAAUACAUUUUAUCAGGAUGCGGGGUGCACACUCAAUGAAAAUCCGAUUAACGGACAUUCUGUUGUUUGUGCAAAAAAUUGUUAUGAACUCCCUGACAUAAGCACUAAAAUAGUGGCCGAAGCUGUCAUAACCGAUGCACCCAGUUCGACAUGGUGCCGUGCACCGGGUUCGGUUGAAGGAAUAGCAAUGAUUGAAAAUAUACUGGAACAUAUUGCAUUUGAAGCAAAUAUAGAUCCUGUGGAUGCACGAUUAGCUAACAUAAAAUCUGGAAACAAACUGGAGGAGCUACUACCGCGAUUUGUUAAUACAACAGAAUAUCGUCAUCGUCGAAAGGUAAUCGACGAAUUCAACGAGAAGAAUCGUUGGACUAAACGAGGGCUUGGUUUGGCUAUUAUGGAAUAUCCAAUUUUUCUUUUUGGUCAAUUUCCAGCCACAGUAUCCAUUUAUCACGCCGAUGGUACUGUAGUUAUAUCUCACGGAGGAAUCGAAAUGGGUCAAGGCAUGAACACGAAAGUUGCUCAAGUAGCAGCCCAUACACUUGGUGUACCAUUAUCUUACAUUAAGAUUGAGUCUAGCGACACUAUCAACGGUGCUAAUUCUAUGGUUACUGGAGGUGCUGUAGGGAGUGAAAGUCUUUGUUUUGCCACUAGAAAAGCUUGCGAAACUCUUAAUGAACGUCUUAAGCCAAUUAAAAACUCACUUGGAAAGGAAGCUAACUGGCUGAAUGUUGUACAACAAGCGUGGGCAAAAGCAAUAAAUAUGGUAGUUAGUGAACAUUAUAAAGAAGGUGAUAUGCAGAAUUACAGUGUAUAUGGUUUGUGCCUAACUGAAAUUGAAGUAGAUGUAUUGACGGGAAAUAAUCAAAUUAAACGUGUUGAUAUAUUGGAAGACGCUGGUGAAAGCCUUAGCCCCUACAUUGAUAUUGGUCAAGUGGAAGGAUCGUUUGUUAUGUUGCUAGGUUAUUGGCUUACGGAACAGUUGAUAUAUGAUCGGACAACAGGAGAACUUCUAACUAAUCGCACGUGGAAUUACAAACCACCAGGUGCAAAGGAUAUUCCGAUUGACUUUCGCAUAGAACUGCUGCAGAAAAGUCCCAAUUCAGCGGGAUUUAUGCGCUCAAAAGCAACAGGUGAACCACCAUGUUGCUUAGCAGUUAGUGUAAUUUUUGCCAUUCAGCAUGCUUUACAAUCUGCUCGUAAAGAUGCCGGGCUAAAGCGCGAAUGGGUUCGCUUAGGCGCUCCAACAACACCUGAGACUAUCGUACUGAAUGCUGGAACAGAUGUGUCAAAAUUCUCUCUAUCAUGAUUUGGCACUCGGUAAAAUUAAUUACAAAGAAUUUCGUGUAUUGUUAAAUAUUUACAACUUUUUGGUGACGGGGAAUGAACUACGAGUAUUACAUAAAUAUUCAUUCGUUUUUUUGUUUGUUUUGCUUAAAUAAAAAUAUUGCAAUUGAA